ACGCUAACGACGCUUUGUCUCGUGACUGCCGAUGCGAAUGAAGUCAUUCUGAUGCGGAUGUUGUCUCAGAUUUCCGCAGCUCCAGGGGACGUUUCCGAACUGGUCCGUCUCCCGUGACUCGUGCGAGUACACCGGAGGCUCGCGUGUCAAAACGGUACACAACUCCUUUGCAGACACAGCGCAAGACGAUGUUGGUUGGAAAGCGUUCUGAGUUUUGGCAGCGAAUACGGAGGACAAAGCUGUCGCCGCACUGUACAUCAUUCAUUGACGAGACCCGAAAACGUUCCAUGCUUUUGCCGUCUUCGUGAAUCUCCGUGGCUGUCCGCAUCGGUGCCAUGCUGGUUCAGAGGCGCAGCGGACAAUCGAAGAGGCUGCAACUAAUGUACCGCCAUUUGUUUAGUCGGGCUGCUCGUCGGCUUCAGAGAUGUAAUUCUGCAUGAGACCUCCACAGCCGCUUCGGCUUCCCGUCUCCCGUCACGAAAAACGGAACCGAACAGAGUGAGAGACGGCGCGCCGUCGGUGUUCCAGCAAGGCGCCUGUUUGUCAAUCUACAUGCUUCGUUUUGUAUCCCCUCUCUCCCCCAGUUCAGCUCAUUCAACUUCCGCCUUCGCUCUCUCAAAAUCGCGGACAAAAGUUGUCCAGCCGCCUUUUCAACCGCUAGCUUCCCCCCCUUUCUUGCCACAACUUGUGGAGGGCCGACGCGAUUUAUACACGAAAAGAAGGGAACAGCAAAGCAGUUGCUUAUUAAUGCCGUGUUCCGCUGAAAACCACGAAUACGUUCCUUUGCUUGGGGCUCUGACUACACGAUGCAUCUGCCUAGGCUUUGUCACCGACUUUCCUAGGUAUGUUUCUUUGUCUCGCACUUAACCUGAGGAAUGCCUGCUGUGAUGAAAGAGUGGCCUUCUCCCUGUUGCUUGACUCACUACGCGGCAGGCGAAUUUGCCCGCUGUUUCACUCGGCCACCGUUUUGUUUGGUGUCUCAAUUCCCGGUUAACCUGUGUUCUGCUACCGCCGUUUUUCCUUUUCUGCAUGGCCUUCCUCUGCCCCUGCUACGAUGCGUCCCGUGUAGUGUCCGCUCUGGAAAACCGACUUUACGCGAUACGAGCGCUAAAUGCUUGAAUGAAAACACGGACAUAACUUCCUCAGGUCUAUGUACACUUCGUGACUUGUUUCCAGCGUUCUUCCCGAGGUGUACGUACACUUCUUGACUUGUGCAUAUCGUCCUUCCUCAGAUGUACGAGCACCCCGUGGCUUGUGUGUAUCCUGAUGGAGGGCAUGAAGAGCACUCGGAGUCCGCAGGACCCUGCGAGCCUCCCGGAGACCGACGCGCGCGGGAUGAUGGGGCGGUCCUCUUACGUCGGCCUUUCGAUUUCCUCGCGCAGCGGCUCUUUGGAUCGCAGCAGCAUGCCCCCGCCGCCUCUGUUGUCUUACGUUCCGCCGAAGAAGUGUCUGUGCUGCGAAAUGACGGCGCCGGCGGACGCUGGAGGCGCGGAGAAAAGCGUUCGAGCCAAGGCGGACCGCAGCACAGAAAAGCGGACAGACGACGUGGAGCAGGCCGCCGCUCAGGCCUUCGCUGAUGCUCAGAGCCGCGCGGAGGAAAGUGAGAAGCGUGAGACAGGGCGAGAUCUGCCGCCGAAUUCCGGAGCAUCUGGAUUCCAGGACCCAGGCGCAGCGCGGCGCCUCUCGGCGGCCCUCACGGCUGAAACGGUGUACACCUCGCUGAGGCCGGCGACAGGCGAAGGCGUACCGCUGAUGGCGGAAGCCUCCUACUCGUUGGAGGAGUUCCAGAAAGACAACUCGAGCAUGGACGACACUCCCCUCCCGGUGCGCUCGUCUUCCUGUCCGACUUCAUACGCGACGUCCAGUUUCGAGACGGGGGGCGCCGGUGUGAUGGCACUGCAACGCAAGGGUGAGAACACAGCACCAGGUGACAGAGAGAAAAGGACCUCCGAGGGGGCAGGCGUCCGACCGUUGGCAGGCGCGCAGCGGACAACGUCUUCCACUUGCGAGUGGACAGCGCCCUUUAUUGAGGCUCUUAUCCUUCAGCUCAGGAGACGGGAACUCCGAGGAAGCCACCAAGCUGCGCGACGCACUGCUGAGGUUCUGCGUCGCCUUGUCGAUGUCUAUCCGUGGCAAACAACGCAUGAACUCAUCGAUGUCGUGAAGCACGUCGGCCGUCGCCUUAUUCGCGCAAGCCCCAUGGAGUUCCUCGUUGCUAACGUCUUGAGAAGAGUUCUGUGCAUCAUCCGCCGAGAGCAUUACAAACACGUGGAGCUGCAGAGACACCGACAGCAACAGCAGGCUGCCGAGCGCGCGCAGAAGAGCCGGGACGUCUCUUCGCUUCUCUCGAGCCCAGGGUCCUUUUCUGAGGCGACCCGAGAAAGCUCAAGAAAAGCCGAGAGUCCCUCGGAAACGGCACUGUGUCGCUCGUGUGGGUGCGUCUCUUCCAGCGCCUCUGUUUCACUCGGACGCGGAGAAGGAAACAGUCGCCAGGGCGAAGAGCGCGAGCAGCUGCCCUUGAGGCCUGGCGCCAGUGGAGAGCACCUUCUCUUCUCACACGAAAGGCCCGCGUUGCAUCGAACGACUUCCGGAACGCUCCACGUCGCGCGCUGGGCCUCGCAGCGGGCGGCACCUUCCAUGGCGAUGUACUUCGACCCCUACGCCUCGCCUGGAGCAGACGACUGUCGACCCAUUUCUGCCUCGGUCAAGCAGUCGAUCUUUGAGGGCAUAAGCGAGCUGGUGGCCGAAGUCGACAGCGCUUGGGAAGAAGGCGACGAUGUCCGAACUGCAUGCUUUCUGAACGGCGACUGCAUCUUAACCUACGGAUACUCCCUCGCUGUGGAGAGGCUCCUCAAGGCCAUUCACCGCAAGAACCAAGAAGGCGGCGAGCACGGUGCCAGCAGCCGGCGCACAAAGAAGAAGCGCGUCAGGUGUAAUUUCCAAGUGAUUGUUUUGGGAGGCGACCCAGAGCAAGGCGGAAAGAAGAUGGCGCAAUGCCUCGUUGCAUGCGGAAUAAAAACUGCAUAUGUCGCCGACGGCGCGCUCUUUGCAGUCAUGAACAAAGUCGAUAAAGUGGUGUUGGGUACUCGCGCUGUCCUCUCUUCGGGAAGUGCCGUGACUAUCAGCGGUGCUCGAUACGUGGCUGAGGCCGCCAAGACGUUCAGCAAACCGGUGAUCGUGGUCGCGCCUCUCUUCAAGUUGACACAUCUUCCGGUGUAUGAUCACCACUCGCGAAACGAGCUUCUUCCUCCUGCGCUGCUGCUGCCGGAGAGUGCCGAGAUGGAGAACGUCAGUGUACGCAUCCCGCUCUACGACUACAUCCCAGACAGACUGCUGACAGUCUUCAUCACAGAAAUUGGCCCCAUCGAUCCAUCCUACUUGUACACUUUGUCGAAGCAGCGCUAUCACAUCGACGACUUGGACCUCUGUACUCUGGACUAAUGCAGAGCCUCUGCGCUCCGAGCGACAAGGGUUCUCCGACAUCUAGAAGACAUCUGCGCACCUACAUAUCAUAUAUGUACGUAUAUAUAUGUGACCAGAAGAGUGCGCAUACACAUAUACUGUAUGCGUGUGUGCACAGAUGUAAGUAGAAAAGUGUCCUUCCAGAACCGUGCGUGGGUUCGGAGGUACGGACCGCGAUUCACAAAAACGAGGAAGUGCAUGCAGGCGGGUGUGGCUCUGUGAAACGCAAUGCAACUAAGAAUGAGGGUUUGUGGAGAAGUGUGAGUAGGGAGGCGGUGUUUGUGUACCGGGUGAGAAACGGAGGAAGCGCAUUUGUGUUGAUCAAUUGGCAUUUCUGUAUGGAGUAAAUUGUGGAUCACAGUGUCGCGGCCCUUCUGCACACAGCAACAGGCUUGCAGGCGCAUAUGUGCGUCUCACGCAUGUUUGAAUUUUUGGAAAUUGCCGCCCAAAUGCAGACCUCCUCUGAAGGCAGCACAUGCCCCCACGCACACUUCAGGAAAGUCGUGUUUCUCAGGUGUUGUUCCCACGCGGAAAACCUCGAACAUACAGCCCCCCCUUGUACACACAGAGACUCGUUAGGAGGAACACAAGUUGGUUGGCGUUCCUUUUUUAAAGCGUUCACCAAUGAUACUCGGAUCUCUGCUACCGCCUUGUUGGGACACGACGACUGCCGAAUUCCCC
This is a messenger RNA of Toxoplasma gondii ME49, 4143 nucleotides long. Its product is annotated as eukaryotic translation initiation factor 2B, putative. The transcript is spliced from 9 exons. Gene Ontology annotation, molecular function: translation initiation factor activity; guanyl-nucleotide exchange factor activity. Gene Ontology annotation, biological process: translational initiation. Gene Ontology annotation, cellular component: eukaryotic translation initiation factor 2B complex. Lineage: Eukaryota; Apicomplexa; Conoidasida; Eucoccidiorida; Sarcocystidae. The record is from RefSeq and is a predicted model, not a curated record. The coding region runs from base 1267 to 3441 and encodes 724 amino acids.